GCGGUUGGCGGGGGCGCGCGCCGCAGAGACUGGUGGCACUUGGCGAUGGGAGCGCGCUGGAAGUGGCGGCGGGAGAGCGCGCUCCGUUCGGGCCUACGAGCCGGGGAUGUCGUUGGUGCGGGGCAGCCGCUCGCAGGCGGCGGGCAGAGGCCGCAAGAAGAAGGCGGCGGCACCACCGAGGAGAGAGUGGGACAGUACCAUCAGUGACCUGAGCGUGCACCGGGCCAGCCCGGAGGAACUCGCUCGGCGCCGGCACAGCCGCCAGUCCAGGAACCGGCGGUUCGGCCUCCACAAACCCCGCGCCGCUCCCGGGAAGGAGCCGCCGCUGGUCAACGAGCUGCUGCUCGACCGGUGGCAGCUGCAGGACGUGUUGGCCAGGUCUGACCGGGCCUUGGCUCUAGUCCGGGAUCUGUUCGCCGACGGCCCGCGCCUCCACGCCGCUUUCCCCAACGUGACGGCGGCCCCGGGCUGCGGGAAGGCGGCUCUGCUGGCUCCGAGCUGGGAGCGGCCUACUCAGCUGUCCCUCCUCAGCGAGUCGGUCAUGGACUCCCAGGCCCUCAACGAGACCGGCAACACCAUCCCAGACCGUCCACCGUCCCGGGAUAGUCUGAAAAAGGCAGAUGCUGCAGCCUUCGAUGGCAGCAACCAUCCCUCCCUGCAGGGGAAACCACCAAAAACUCCACAGGCUACAUCAGAGUGGUCCCAUACAGACCCCAACCAGACCCCGGAGACUCCAUGCACACCAGAAUGUGAUGCCUCAGGGAACCACACAAGUUUAAACGCCACCACGGCAAUCCAGAGAGCAAAGUCAAGAGUGCAAAGUGAAGCUGAAGGCAGUGCAGACUCAUUCCAAACCGAGACUGCAAGAGUAACUCAGCAAGUCCUUCACCCUGGUUCAAGGAACUCAAAAAACGGCUUUCCAGGGUGCCAAAAUUGCCAUACGCCGACCAGAAGAACAGAAGACAGCAAUCAAGAGGACAAGCAACUGACUCUCGAUGUGCUGCAGGAAAUGAUUGAUCAGAUUGACCAGGAGAUGAUGGAAUUGCAACGCCAGACGGGACGCAAAGUUACGGGCUGGUUGCCACAGAAAGGUCGUAGCCUAACAGGUUUCACCUUCUCCUUGGUCAGCUUGAUAAGCCAACUGACCCACUAUCUAAAGGAGAAUGAAAUUCAACAGCAGCAGGAGAAAGAACAUCAACAGCAACUUGUGGAAAAAUCCACAGAACAGCGAACACUAAUUGAUGCACUGACUGCAGAAUUUCUAACAAUGCAAAAUGAAAUUAUUUCUAUGCAUCAUUAUAUGAUGAAAACAGAUGAAGAACUACACGUAAUGAAACAAAUGUUGCAUGGAUCUUUGGAAGCAGAAAUAAACAAACCGAAGCCAAGAGAAAACAUUGAUGCUUGCAAAGUUGGUGAGGCAGCACUGGGAGGACGGAGUUUACAUACUUGUAUUUACUCUGGCAGACAAGAUAACAUGAAUGCACCUAUUAUAAGGGCUGCACCAAAUCCUGGAGACGAACUUUCAGAAAACCUGGGUAAAAGACUGCCCUUUAUCAAUCAGUACAGGGAGAUUGUGUUAGAAGGAGCUGGAAGAGGUCAGUGUUUACCUGAGCAUUUAUUUGGCUCUGCUGUAUUGCUUUCUCCCCCAAGACAGAGGAACAGUCAAAUAGCCAUCGGAUCACAAACUACAGCCAGUUUGUUUCAAGAAAGACCCCUGACUGAUAAUGUAUACCUGAAAUCAAAUUGUGCGCAUCCCUCGCAAAUUGAUAAGGAAGCUCGAACAUCUGUUGAACUACAAAGAGAAAACAACUUUAUAGAAUACUUAGGAAUGCCAAACCAGCUGCAAGGUCAACAGGAUUUUGCCCAGCAGUGCAAUUUUAGUAAUGCUAAUGAAGGACAAAGGAACUUGACUCCUGUUUUGCCUGUUAGUAAUUCAUCUGAAAUGCAACAACCAGGAACUGUUGAUGCAGCGACAGAUAUUCUGGGAGCAAAGGAGAACAAGAUGGAAGCUGAAACUUUAGACAAGUGGCUUAAACAUGAAGCAAUGCUUGCUCAGAUCACUGAGCUCCAAUUGCAGAAUUCAGCUCUCAAAGCCCAACUUAGCCAAUUCAAUAUUGAUAAAUUACCUAAUUCUGCACCACAGAUUGAAAGGUUUGUGCCCAGACCUUGUGAUAGCCUUCAGCAGAGGAUCACUGAGCUCAACUACCAGAGUGCUGAAGCACGCAGCAAACUUCUGAAGUUGAUUGAACAGCAGAGACAAAUUUCUGGUGAUUCUGCCUCACCACCCAUUUCUCCUAUUCCACCAGAAGGUAAUUGGACAGAAACUGGCAGAAAAUCACUGGAUGUGUUGAUCCCUUUGCCCAAUGGUUUGGACUCUUCCUCAGAGAGCACACCUUGUCCUGCUAGUGAAAUAAAUAGCAAUAGAUCAACAGAUAAUGCCAGUAGAACUAAUUCCUCACUACAUCUGGACAAAGGUGAUGGAAAUGGAACAUCCAUUACUCAAAGAUUGAAGCCAGAGAGAUUAGAAAAACGAGGUUGGUUUGCACUGACUACUCAUACCAUUUGAUUCUAAUGCUGAAAUUACAAAUCUACAUUUGGGUGAUUGGAUAACUAACAGAAGUGCUUUCAUAACUGUAAAAAGAAAAAUACUGCCAAUACUGGAAAUCAGAGCAUGAGAACAUCCUGGUUCUAAAGGCUUGGCACCAGAAAGAUCAACUUGUACUCCCCACAGAUGGUGACUAACAUGUUUCCAAAGUUUUGUCCUUUUCUUUAUGAUUCAAAUUGUAUUUAUUUGUUUUAUGCUAUUUUAGCACAAAUUGUAACUUUAAAUUUCUGUGUGCUCCCAGCAGUUGACUAUCUUUACCUAUACUUAUGAAUUGUGUUAAUUUAUUGAUUCACAGAGGUAAUUAGCCUCAAAGCAGCUUUUAUAAUGGUUCAGAAAUGUUGAGAAUUUUCUUGCCUGUUCUCUGGUUUUUCUAAGCGUAUGUGAGAAUGGGGUGGGAUGGAGGGAGGGGGAGCUACAUGCAGCAGUACUGAAUCAGCAGUGCGUUUUACAAAAUUCCUGAUUUUUAGUUCCAUUGAUGUAAUUAAAAAUAAGUAUGAGUUGUAAAAAUUAAUUGUUGAUUCACUAGCAUGUGUUUGGGGUUGAGGGGUGGUAGCGUGUGCUCCAUUAGUUGCUGAAAUCAUUUUCUAAUCUUUUUUUACCUGACACAAGCAGUUGUCUUUGAGGGGGCAACAUUUUAUAAAUGUGUUCUAUUUUAAAUAUAAAAAUACAUUGCAAUUUUUUUAGUUACUUCAAUAAAGCACUCACACUUUGCGC
Molecule: messenger RNA, 3319 nt
Organism: Rhincodon typus (whale shark)
Lineage: Eukaryota; Metazoa; Chordata; Chondrichthyes; Orectolobiformes; Rhincodontidae
Gene: spice1
Product: spindle and centriole associated protein 1
Exons: 1
Coding region: 107-2566 (819 amino acids)
Biological process (GO): regulation of centriole replication; metaphase chromosome alignment; mitotic spindle assembly
Cellular component (GO): centrosome; spindle; centriole
Source: RefSeq, a predicted model, not a curated record